Molecule: messenger RNA, 2513 nt
Organism: Anopheles stephensi (Asian malaria mosquito)
Lineage: Eukaryota; Metazoa; Arthropoda; Insecta; Diptera; Culicidae
Product: sphingosine-1-phosphate phosphatase 1-like
Exons: 5
Coding region: 213-1442 (409 amino acids)
Biological process (GO): phospholipid dephosphorylation; sphingosine metabolic process
Cellular component (GO): endoplasmic reticulum membrane
Molecular function (GO): sphingosine-1-phosphate phosphatase activity
Source: RefSeq, a predicted model, not a curated record
UCAACAUACCGCCGCCUGAUCGAACCUUGUGUACAUUUCUCCCGAUAAACAUUAUUGCCGCAGUCGUCGCCGAUAGGAUUGUGUCCUGCGCCUUUUCCCAUCUCAAAAUGAUUACAAAUUAAGCGAGCCCGUAGUUUUCUACCCCCGGUGCUAGCAAGAUUUAAUACACAGGAGUAUCGCAUCCGCAUAGUCAAUAUACCUGUUCUACAAAAAUGCAUCCACUACUGGAGUACCUCAAAAGCCCGGAGCUGGUUGUGAAGGUACAGGAAUAUUUCGGGAUCGAGUACAAGAAAAGUAGCGCCUCAGCCAAGAAUCACAGGACGACAGGUGCACCGAAUGGCACAGCCAUCGGUAACGGGAAAGGUGCGCCACCGGCCAAUGGGCACGCGGUGGUGAAUCAUGCGAACGAGAAGAAGAUCGAUGACACCGAUGAUAAAGCUUAUCGGGUGACGAAUUACUUCUGGUACGUGCUGUUCAUCAUCGGUACCGAGCUGGGGGAUGAGAUAUUCUACGCCACGUUUAUCCCGUUCUGGUUUUGGAACAUUGACAGCGCGGUAGGCCGGCGGGUCGUAAUGGUAUGGUCAGCGAUUAUGUACGUAGGACAAAGCCUUAAGGAUAUUAUUCGUUGGCCAAGGCCUUCCUAUCCAGCGGCACGGUUGCAGAAGAAAUGGGGCCUCGAGUAUGGGAUGCCGUCCACGCAUGCAAUGGUUUCGGUUGCGAUACCCUUUUCCGUGCUGAUCUAUACCUACGAUCGAUACAUCUACUCGAUGCCAGUUGGGCUGUCGAUCGCCUGCGUGUGGUGUGCCGUAAUAUGCAUCAGCCGUGUUUACUUAGGAAUGCACAGUGUGCUGGACAUAAUAGCAGGACUGGUGCUGGUCGUACUAUUGAUGAUCCCGCUGAUCCCCAUCGUUGACCGAUUGGAUCUUGUAAUCGUGACCUCCCGCUGGUCUCCAAUAUUCGUACUUUCGAUAUCAAUACUACUGAUCGUGUUUUACCCAGACUCAGGAAAAUGGACUCCAACACGAGGCGAUACUGCCCUCACGGUUAGUGUGUGCGCUGGCAUAGAACUUGGCGCCUGGCUGCACUACCAUCUGGGUGAAUUUCAGCAACCCGCCCAACCACCACCAUACGCGAUCAUCUGGCCUUCGUACAGCAUGUUCGGGCUGCUGCUGCUGCGCACCGUGCUCGGGCUGUGCUGUAUCGUAGCGUCGCGCGCUUUCGCCAAAUCGAUCUCGUACGCAUUCGUGUGCUUCAUCCUCGGGCGGGACAAGAACGAGCUGCGCCAGUCGGAAGAUACGCUCGAAAACAAGAACAAAAUCAUUGUCGAGCUUUCGUACAAACUGUUCACGUACGGUGUGAUCGGGUUCAACACCCAGUACCUGCUGCCGAGUGUGUUCAAGCUGCUGAACAUCGGUCGGCCAGACUUCUACACGGAAAUCUAACCCGUGCGCGACGAGCGUUUAAACCAAAAAAAAAAAAAAAAACAAAUGCGUCUAGCGCAACUAAUCAUCGCACAUUCCAUCCACAAGCGCCCGGAAAACAGUGAGCAAUUUAGAAUGUAGGACAUUAGACACAAAAACAUACACACAUCGGAAUCACAUUUCUUCCAGUUAGAGGAGGGAGAGUACCAGAUCGGCUGGUACGGCUAAUACUGUUUUAUACGGCACACACACACACGCCCGUUCUCCACUAUCUUUGUUAACCUUUUUCUCCUUACUAAGCGUUGCCACUCGCACAAGAGCCGCUACUUUUCACCUCAACACUCUUACACUCUUUUCCAGUCGAAUCUUGUCGUGCGUUCUUGGCGAGCGAAUAAGAAUCUAGAUAGAGCCUUAUAGUUACGAGAAAAACCAAUAUUAGCUUCAGGAUCCUCUUGAAGGUUAAAAAAAAAAGAGACAGAGUACGCUUAACGUAGCAGUUAGAAUCAGCGCGGAUUAAUCAAACCAGAAGUCUCACCAAGUAUACCGUACAGCAGGGGUUCGCAAGCGCUUCCCGUUUGAGAGGAAACACCGUUUACUAUAGAGCUUAUACAUCGCGUCACAACGAAACGAAAUUCAUACUGCCACCAGUAGCAAGCAAUAAUGGAAAGGCGAGAGCGUACGGCCGUCCCCGUUCGUGUGCGAUGGCACCACAAUUCGGAUGCAAAGUAUUCUAGUCUAAGCAAGGGGCUACAACGUCGAGGGAGCACCGGAACCGUCGACCAAGGUUGUGUGCAUCCGUGUGCCGUACGCAACAGCACACAGGUUGCUGCUUGUAGCGGUUGCAAAUAUCGGUACAACUGUACCUGCUACUAGUAGGGUUAGUGGUUUUUUAAGACAAACAGUUCGAGCUGUAUCUAAGAUGAAACGAAAAAACAGAUUAAACGACAUCCAGCGACAAAAGGGACGAAACGGUGAAAUGUUUUUUGCUGCUUUUCUUAUCCUCUCCACAAAUGCAAGUUGUUCACAGCUAGAGGGUAGAGGAAGGCGAGUAUUUCACGAAAUAAAAGCAAAAUAUCAAAUUUCCUUUCAAAA